Molecule: messenger RNA, 1452 nt
Organism: Nerophis lumbriciformis (worm pipefish)
Lineage: Eukaryota; Metazoa; Chordata; Actinopteri; Syngnathiformes; Syngnathidae
Source: RefSeq, a predicted model, not a curated record
AUGGCGGCCACGGGGAGGAGUGCAUUAUUAUCCUCCACCUUAACCGGAUCCAAAACCACACUGGAGAACCAGGAGGAGGAUGACGGGCAGAAUUUAUGGUCGACUAUCUUGAGCGAAGUGUCGACCCAUUCGAGAUCAAAGCUACCAUCUGGGAAAAAUGUGCUGGUUAUGGGGGAAGUCGGCUCAGGGAAGACCACCUUGGUUGCCAAGUUGCAAGGAGUUGAAGAGUACAUGAAAGGCCGAGGGCUAGAAUACCUUUAUAUCAGCGUCCAUGACGACGACAUCGACGACCACACUAGGUGUAAUGCCUGGGUUUUAGACGGCGACCUUUACCACAAAGGUCUACAAGGAAUCGCCAUACCGGUCGAUGCGAUCGGCAACACGUUACUGCUGAUAACGGUCGACAUGUCUCGACCGUGGAAUGCGCUGGACUCGCUCCAAAAAUGGGCCGCGGUGGCCAGGGAACACAUCGACAAAUUGCGGGUUCCUCCGGAAACACUGCGGGAGCUCGAACAUAGACUGGUGAAACAGUUUCAGGAAUAUACGGAGCCCGGUAGCGGGGAUGACGGGACUCCGCAAAGGAGAAAUGAGGAGGAAGAGAGUGUGCUGCUGCCUUUAGGGGACAACACACUCACGCACAAUUUGGGAAUACCAAUGGUAGUGGUGUGUACUAAGUGUGAUGCCAUCAGCACUUUGGAGAAAGAGCACGACUACAGAGACGAACACCUGGAUUUUAUUCAGUCCCACAUCCGACAGUUUUGUCUACAAUAUGGAGCGUCGCUUAUUUACACAUCGGUGAAGGAGAUGAAGAACCUUGAUGUGCUCUAUAAAUAUCUGGUCCACAGACUUUACGGCUUUCCGUUUCAUUGCCCGGCGCAAGUGGUGGAAAGAGAUGCAGUCUUUAUUCCUUCAGGUUGGGACAACGAAAAGAAGAUUGCGAUACUUCAUGAAAACUUCCAGACAAUAAAGACAGACGACGGGUUCGAGGAUGUCAUUGUCAAACCGCCGGUCAGAAAGAUUGUCCAUGAAAAGGAGAUCCAGGCUGAAGAUGAUCAAGUUUUUCUGGUAAAAUUGCAGUCUUUGCUUGCCAAGCAACCUGCUGUUAGUGUUGGGCGACCAGUGGACACGACAUCCAGAGCGCCCACCGGUUCGCCACGGACGAGCAACCGUUCUGCGGCUGCUAACGUCGCUAACGCCAUGCCACAAUCGGGUCAAACCAGUGAGGGCGUCUUGGCCAACUUCUUUAACAGUCUACUGAUCAAAAAACCUGGAACUGCAGGAGCAGGACCGGCGGCAGGUGGCAACAACACUCCCGGAACGGUCCGCAAAUCGGGCUCCAAACUGGGCCUGAGCGACGUCCAGGCGGAGCUGGACCGCAUCUCCAACCGAGAGUCAGACUUGGACUUGCCCAACGCCAACGAGACCCCCGCCACCGACGGCCAAAACACAUGA